AUGAUGAGGGGUAUUAAUAAAAUUAUAUUGCUGCUGGCAGCGGCUUCGUCCGCCCUUGCUGACUAUUGCCCAGCGCAAAUCAGCUCGAAAAUCCAGGAAUGCGUGCAGCCGGUCGCUGAAUAUGCCAAAGUUUUGAAUGAAAAUCAGGAUUCAAAUCGGCCCGGGUCGGACUUUCCGGCGAUGACGCAAUUUUCACUGCCAAAUAUGGGUGGAAGGGUUUUUAACGAUUUAUGCAAAUUGGUGCACAAGUUCAACCGUUGUGUGCAGCCGCUGAGGGCAGAUUGCCCGCGGCAUGUGACGAUUUCAUUGAUCGAUUCGAGCUAUGGUUAUUUGUGCAAUGAAGGAUAUAGUACAUUCCUUGAAUCGGCUGAAUGCUUGAUGGAGCUUGACCGGCAGCCAUCGGUGAAAGCUUGCCAUGACGAGACACUGCAGGAAAUCGAGGUGGCCAAUACCGAAAGUGGACUAGCCAUGAAUGCGAAAUUGGACAAGAUGUGCAGUGCCCUAAAUUUCUUCUCGGAUUGCGUGAAAUCGCCUAUUCGACAGGAUUGUGGAAGCGCGGCUUGGGCGGUAAUCUACCGUGUGCUAAAAGACACGACUAACACACUGAUGCCGGGCUGCCAAUUUACCGUGUCGCACCAUAGAAGAAAGGGGAUGGAGCCGAAAGAGACUACGGUAUAUGAGACCGUACCCACCGAAGCCACAAAUAUUGUCAUCAGCGAAGGUAUGCGCCAAGCCGCUGAGCCCCUAAACACCGCAACAAGUGCCAAAAUCUUCACACUCUUUUUAAUCCCGUUCCUCCAUCUCCUAUUC
Mesorhabditis spiculigera is the source of this 810-nucleotide messenger RNA. The record is from the annotation of a GenBank genome assembly. NCBI's taxonomy places the organism in Eukaryota, Metazoa, Nematoda, Chromadorea, Rhabditida, Rhabditidae.